AUGCAGGACUUUCAAGCACAUUUUGGCUAUGAUAACCUGGUUACGGUGGAUCCCAUUGGUAGAAGUGGGGGCUUAGCCCUGUACUAUAAUAAUGAAUUUGAGGUCACAAUCUCCUACACAAGUAAUAGGAUGAUAGAUGUGGAAGCAGCGGCUCUUGGAAGAAGAGUUUACAUCACUUUUGUUUACGGGGAUCCAGUACAGGAAUUAAGGGAACAUGUAUGGGAAAGGUUAACUCAGUUUGGGCUUGCGCGCUCUGAACCUUGGUUUGUUAUAGGUGAUCUCAAUGAGAUCACUGGUAAUCAUGAAAAGGAUGGAGGGGCGAUGAGGAACCCUGAUUCUUUCGUUCCUUUUAAUACUAUGAUUCGGAAUAGUGGACUAUUAGAAUUCCCAGCACGUGGGAAUAAAUUGUCCUGGCAAGGACGGAGGGGUAAGGGAGUGGGUGCAGUGAUGGUUCGCUGUCGAUUGGAUCGGGCCCUGGCCAAUGAGGAAUGGCACACUCUAUUCCCAUGUUCAUACACGGAAUACCUCCGUAUGGUGGCAUCGGAUCAUCGACCGGUAGUGGCUUAUCUGGAGGACAAAGUAGUGAGGAGAAAAGGACAGUUUAAGUUUGACAAACGUUGGAUCGGACAGGAUGGCUUAUUAGAGGCUAUCACCUCCGGCUGGAAGGAACAAAAUAGUUCCCAACCAGAACCUUUUGUCACAAAGAUUAGCAACUGUAGACAUGAAAUCGCACAAUGGAGAAAGGACAAUCCCCCUUUCGGAAAGGAUAAAAUAAAUGAGCUACAAAAAGCUCUGGAGGAGGUUCAGAUGGAUAAUAACAGGUCACAGGAGGAUAUCCUGGAGGUCUCUAGGAAGUUACAAGAGGCAUACAGGGAUGAGGAGGACUAUUGGUUUCAAAAAAGUAGGAAUAUGUGGUAUUCAUCUGGGGACCGCAAUACAAAAUUUUAUCAUGCAUUGACAAGGCAACGUCGGGUGAGAAAUAGAAUUGUUGGACUACAUGAUGCUGAUGGUAACUGGAUAACGGAUGAUGAGGGAGUGGAGAAGGUAGCAGUGAAUUACUUUGAUGAGCUGUUCACUACUACCUCUCCAACGGCUUUUGACAAUUUUUUAUCAGAAAUACAACCAUCUAUCUCUACGCAGACCAAUGGGUGGUUAUUAAAACCGGCCACUGAAGAAGAGAUACGUCAAGCCCUGUUUAUGAUGCACCCAGGCAAAGCCCCAUGCCCUGAUGGAAUGACUGCAUUAUUCUUUCAACAUUCAUGGCACAUCAUUAAGACAAAUUUGGUGGAGUUGGUAUUAUGCCAACGGCUGAAGAUAUGUUUACCAUCGCUUAUAUCAGAAACUCAAUCAGCCUUUGUGGCAGGACGCCUAAUCUCGGAUAAUAUCCUUAUAGCACAGGAAAUGUUUCAUGGUUUGAGGGCCAACAAGGCAUGUCAAGGUAAAUUUAUGGCCAUCAAGACAGAUAUGAGUAAGGCGUAUGACAGGCUUGAAUGGGAUUUUAUCCAGGCAAUCUUGCUGAAGAUGGGAUUUGAUACUCAUUGGGUCAAACUUAUGAUGGCCUGUAUAUCAUCGGUUCAAUAUAGAAUAUUACUCAAUGGUCAACCAAGGGGUCUUAUUAUCCCACAAAGAGGCUUAAGACAGGGAGAUACGUUAUCCCCCUAUUUAUUUAUAUUAUGCACAGAGACGCUCAUUGCGAAUAUUAAAAAAGCGGAACGGGAGAAACAGUUGACUGGGAUGAAGGUGGCUCGCGCUUGUCCUUCGAUAUCUCACCUCCUCUUUGCAGAUGACAGUCUCUUCUUCUGCAAAGCACAAGAGGCAGAGUGUCAAACUAUUCUCAGGAUCCUCCAGGAUUAUGCUGCAGUAUCUGGACAAUUGAUUAAUUUCCAAAAAUCGUCCAUUCAGUUUGGACAUAAGAUUGAGGAUUCAAAACGACAGAUGAUGCGGGAUAUCUUAGGAAUACAGAAUGUUGGUGGUAUGGGUACUUACUUGGGUCUCCCAGAAAAUAUGGGUGGAUCAAAGAUUCAAAUUUUCGGAUUCGUACAGGAUAGAGUAAGCUCUCGAGUUAAUGGAUGGGCUUUUCGGUAUUUUACUAAGGGGGGAAAGGAGGUAGUAAUUAAAUCGGUAGUCACUGCGAUGCCGAAUCAUGUGAUGUCGUGUUACCGCUUGCCCAAAGCAAAUACGAAGAAAAUUACCAGUGUUGUGGCUAGAUUUUGGUGGAGCCCUGGGGGAAGCACAAGAGGUAUGCACUGGAAAUCAUGGGAUAAAGUUUGUGCGCCUAAGGAACAGGGUGGUUUGGGUUUUAAGGAUAUAACGGAUUUUAAUACAACAAUGCUGGGUAAACAGUUAUGGCGACUCAUUGAAAAGCCGAACACGUUAUUUGCCCGUGUGUUUAAGGGUCGGUACUACAGGAAUGCAUCACCCCUGGAUCCGAUUCGCUCCUACUCCCCAUCCUAUGGGUGGAGGAGUAUUAUUUCCGCUAGAUCUCUGGUUAUCAGGUGGAGCGGGUAUACCCAGAUCAACAAUCUCAGGCAGAAACCUACGGACCCACGGCAAGAGGGAUGCAAGGAGAUAUCUGUUGCGCUCGAUGUGGUGCUCCAGAGGAAUCUAUAA
This is a messenger RNA of Brassica napus (rape), 2610 nucleotides long. RefSeq lists its product as uncharacterized. The record is from RefSeq and is a predicted model, not a curated record. Bases 1 to 2610 code for a protein of 869 amino acids. The transcript has 4 exons. NCBI's taxonomy places the organism in Eukaryota, Viridiplantae, Streptophyta, Magnoliopsida, Brassicales, Brassicaceae. Gene Ontology annotation, molecular function: catalytic activity.